AACUUUUAUGACAUUGACAAAAAGUAAAACCGAGACAUUUUGUGAUUUUUAUUAAUUUUUGAUAAAUUCUAAAAAUAUUUACUAAAGCCAGUGAAUUGUUUCUCUAUGUUCAUAAAUGCUGCCUAUCAUUAUUUAAAAGUGUUUCCUUGAUUUGGUUCUCAUGAUUCUUUCGUCAUGGGUUGUUUAACUUGGAUUCGAGGCCUCAAAAUUGCAUUUCCUUUCAAGGAUAAGGAAUUGAAUAAAAUUGCCGCAUUCUUCAAUACCUGUACAUUUCUACUAACCUGCGCAGCAGUGGUGCAGCCGAGUUGGUUUAGAAUAAAAGGACUCCAUUGUACACAAAGUCUAUCACUCACACAGUUCUUCACUUUCGAUGAUGACGGUGAAGAAUCACAGAUAGCGAUACACCAGAAUAAUGAAUUUGAUGUAAUGAGCGGGUCAGAUUUUAAUGGUCUCCCGCCUUGUACAACCCCAGAAAUUAUCACACUGAUGCGAAUCUUAAUUCUCCUGUGCUUCAUGGUUUUACUGUGCUCAUGUAUUGGCGUAUUAAUAAACAUCACCAGUCUGAACAGCAGAGCCAUUAAGAUGUUAAGACGGAAUGCGGUACCUAGCAUUAUAUGCGUUUUCUGGGUCAUUGCUAUAGUGGGUGUGUGUUAUUACACCACUGUUGUGCUUGGUAAUGCUAAUAGCAGCGAUCCAAACACAAUACAAGUCGAUUAUGAAUACGGAUUUUAUACUAUCACUGGAGCUGGUUGCAUGGCGCUUCUCGCGUCCGCCGCAAACCUAUGGGGGGCGCCACUGACCACGGACGAGGAUUUACAAAGACGUAACCUCAUUGAUGAUUGGGACGGUUACGAAGCCCACAGUGUUGGGCCCACGCCCUCCGUCCCAACUCUGCCCCCAUACACCCCGAGUAUUAAUUACACCCCAAGCCCCAAUUAUUCCGCCCAUCCCACUUUCGCACCACCAGUUUUAGGCUCUCAACAGUAUUUCCCAUUUGAUGACCUAUCUGCCUUACCCCCACCACCUCCUUACACCCCUUAGGGGGUUAAAUGUAUAACUGUCCGACAAUAAGCUAUUUGAGAUAUGUCUAUGUGGUUAAUUUUUGGUAAUUUCAUAUUUAAUUAUAACUGAGUGGAAGAUAUGCUACAUAUUCUAUUAAAUUAUAUGAAUUAUUGGGCCUGUACGAUUAUGUAUAGCUUUGAAUUGUUAUUUAUGCGUAAAUAUUGAACUUUCAAUAUUUAUCUGUUGUCAAUUUGCUUUUAAUUUUCUAUUGGAUCGAUUCUAGGCAUAGACAUGGCAGUCACGAAUUUUUGUGGUCUCGAACAUAUCUUUCACUUAUGUAUACAGGAAAUAAUUACAAUGUCAAGCGUUUACUGUAUUUGUUUGAAAUAUUGGGAAAAUUACAAAGAAAAUAAUUAAAAGAAUGUGUUAAAAUCAAUAUUGUGAUAAAAAGUACUCAAUUUCAUACGAUAUAGUGAACGCCUAAUAUACAAUAAUAUAAAAAAUAACGUUUAAUUUUGCUAGAACACAUUCAUUUAUAUAUCUUCAGUAACAACGAGAAGCAAUAAAAAGCCUUUUAGCAUAGAUAUAGUAUAUCAAAGAAUAUGUGAUAUAAUCCUAGAUACUAGCAUCUUCUGUAAGUUGAAACUCUUGCUUUUUACAUAUGUACAUGUGUAAUAAUUGCAGUGCAUUACAAUUUCGUAUAAAUUAUUUUGAUUAUAUUAUGUACUUUUGAAGCAUAUCAAUUGCCUAUCUCAGAUCCGAAUGUUACGGUCUUAAAUUAAUACUAGAGAUAUAUUUAUAAAAGUGUAGUCAUAUUUUGUGAGGUUGUGAAAUUACUCAUUUAAAAUUUUACAUUGGCGUUAAAAAAAUUAUAUAGCUUGUGCCAUUUGAACACAGGUGAACUGAAACAUUAUUGCAAUGUUUAAAAUCGUAAUUGCAUAUUACAUUUCUCUGAGGGUUGAUGAUUAUUUUUAACAACUCUCUUAAAACAUAUCUCUUGCAAACUAUUUCUUUAUACACAGAUUUUCAAGAUACAAGAAUAUAAUUAAUAAAAAAGUAAAGCAUACAUGGCCUUAUCGUUUAAUGUAUAUUCUUUUAAAAAUAAUAGUAUGGCUUUUUGAUACAGCAUAAUAUUAAAGCUCCAAACAUCCAGUCUCCUUUAAAAGUAUUUUCUAGAGUUGGUAUAACAUUUAUUUUAAUGUAGUCCUUAGUAUGCCAAGUUUGUUUCUAAUGAUAUCAUAAUUUUUAUUUAAUUAUUUUUUUAGGAUUUAAGCGAUAGAACAGUGCAGUAUAUUUUUUGUAUAUUGAGUAACUUGGAUUGUGGUAAAUAAUUUUAUUUUUGUCAUACACUGGUAUAUGGGGUUUUCUUUGUUUAAAGGACCAAACUUCGUUUUUCUAUUGUACUUCUCACAAAGUUUUAACUAAACUUUACACUCUUAAUCGGUUGUCGACUCGAAUUUUAACCAUCGUUCAUUUAAUGUAUACAAAUUAAUUAAUUGUGCACACUACAAUAUUUCAUUGUUACUGUAUAAUGCUUUUGGGUCAUAACUUAUGUGACAAACGGUGGGGUAAUUAAAAAAUAUAGUUUUUUACAGUUAUAUGGUAUGUAAUUGUCAUAAUUGUUAAUAUUUGUAUGCUUUCAUUAUAGCAAAUAAUUUUAUGAUCUAAAAAUUUCCGUAUUUUAAGAUUUACCAACGAUGUCAUUGGUUUGUUUUUACCCUGAUGCAUUACACAUAUAAAUCUCGUAUAAUUGUAAAAUACCGAAUCAGCCCGAUAAGUGUUCAUAAAGUGAUCUGAAAUUGAAACUCAAAAUUAUAUAUAUGUACCUAAUAGAAGUAUGUUAUCGUAAAUUCUGGUGUAUAUGUUGUGUUACCAAAAAUAUAAUCUUGUUAUUACUAUAGCAUUAUUUGUUAAUGUGUACAUUGUUUAGAAUAAGUAUACCUAGUUAUUACUAGUUAGCCAAU
Messenger RNA from Zerene cesonia (dogface butterfly), 2966 nucleotides. Its product is annotated as transmembrane protein 127-like. Lineage: Eukaryota; Metazoa; Arthropoda; Insecta; Lepidoptera; Pieridae. Gene Ontology annotation, biological process: negative regulation of TOR signaling; negative regulation of cell population proliferation. The transcript is spliced from 4 exons. Gene Ontology annotation, cellular component: membrane. The coding region runs from base 175 to 1041 and encodes 288 amino acids. The record is from RefSeq and is a predicted model, not a curated record.